GCCAGCGGCAUUGCCUGCUGAUUAGAAUGUCAACAAACAAAAGGAAUAAGAAAUUAUUAACGCGAUUGUUGCUUGAAUUAUUGUCAAUUUUGAAUUUGGAAAUUCGUUGCGAGUCCGUUGCGGUUCAAAUUCGCAAUGGAACCCAGCGAUUUGGUAACGUUUUCGACGCUUUACGAUGCAUUGGCGAUUGCCAAAACAAAGAGGUCAAGAGUUGAAAAUCUUUUGCCUAUGAAGGAAUUGGCCAUGCGGACAAUCAUCAGCUACGACGUCCGAAUCCAAUCAUCACCUUUGUUGCUGCACUUGCCUCUGUGUUUGAAACUCGAAAUCCUGGAGCGGAUGCAAGCCAAGGGCAUAUUGAAAGGGAGAAGCAGCUCACCAUGCCUUUGGUCAAAGACUUGAUUUUUGGAAUGCUGAACAGCCUGUUGGACGCUGCUACUAAGAAAUUUGAUUUCAUAGUCUUCUCCACCUACCACAAAUUAGACAAGCAGCGCGACCUGGACAUGUGGAAGCUGCUUGUUUGGAAGUGUCCCAAUUUGAAGCAAAUUUCAGACACUCGAAAGCAUCGAAGGCUAACUCCAUCGCAGCCUAAGGGACUGGUGAAAGGGAUCGGAAAAUUCAAGCUUCAAGAUGUCAAGGACUUCCUGCUCCAGUUGCCCAAUCUCCAGCACAUGAGCCUUGAGCAGUACGAGUGUGAUAAGGAAGACAUGGCAUGGAUCGCUAAGCACUUCCCGAAUUUGAUCACCCUCGGCGUUUCCUUGAAAAACGUCACUUCCUGUUUGCUUCCCAACUUAUUUUGUCUGCAGAAGUUGGAAGUACUGAUUGUUCACAGGGAUAGAUACGUCGGAGAAAUGCCCAACAGAAAUCUUGAAGUGGCGUGCUUGAAGAAUUUCCCCCGACUGCGUUUCUGCUCCUUUUAUCCUGAAGACACACUGUACAUCACUGAUGUGACAGAUGAUGAUCUCCCUAACAGAGAUCCAGGGCAGCCCCUUCCACUCGAGCGCUUAACUACUUGUCAUUUUAUCAAAUUUCAACGCACGCCUUACUUGACACAUCUCGAGUUUUCUGAGGAACCAGAGGGCGACCCAGCACCCUGUAUCUUCUUGACCAACUUGAGAGUAUUGAAAGUACAUAAUCACAGGGGAAGUCUUGUUUGCCAUAUUUUGACCCUAUGUGGCAAGCAGUUGGAGGAACUCAUACUGAAGUGCGAGUAUGGGGACGACCCGCUGGAUUUGUGUGACAUUUUCAUGCUCUGCCCGCGCCUGCACAAGCUAGAUAUUUAUACUCUCAACGUUGAGUCAAAGCCAUUCAACAACCAACUGAAUGCCAGUCACUUCCAAAGCCUGAAGGAGUUCUCUUUGGACUGGGGGCUCAGCUACAACUAUGCCUCUCAACUGAUGGCCCUUGUUCUUGCAGCUCCCCUUCUUGAGUGCUUCAUAAUGAGGAAAAGCUUCACCAUGACAACUGAGGUUUGCACUCAAUUGCACCGACCUCUGAUCGAGGGAAAAAUUCUGCAGCAACUCAAGAAGUUCAAGUUUGGCUCCAACCAUGAGCAGCCUGCCCAGCCUGCCGAGUUGCUCCAAUUUCUCCUUCUGCUGCCAGUCCAUGCUCCCCGACUUGAAAAGAUGAAGUGCCUUGGAGCUCAUCAUUCGUUUUGGAGUCAGAUCCAGGCAUCGCCAAUGGAAUUACUAAAUGCCAUUGAACGCUUCGUGUACAAUUGAUUCCAGGAGCUGGUUUUUUACUCUCGUGGUUAUGAAGAUGACUGAUUUAAUUAUCUCAAGAAAAACAACAAUAAAACUAUAGUUAUGUUUGAAUCAAUUCAAUUGUUGUUUGAAAUUAAAAUUUCUUUAGCUUCAUUUCCAGCUAAAUUUAUUAUUCGGCUUAAUCUGCAAUUAUUAUAUUUCUGAAAUUAUUUAGAUUACAAUGUUUAAAUAUAUUUAAUAAUUGUGGAUCUCAUCUAAUUGUUUGAAUAUGUGCACUGUCACUUGAAUCGGUGCUUUAAUUAAAUUUAUAAUUUUUUUUAUCAAUUUCUUGGUAUGGAAAAACUGGCGCCCACUGCAGUGCAAACAAUUUGUACCUAUCUGUCUCAUGUCUGUUAAAAUGAGACUAACUAAUAAGGUGUUGUCUCAAGUCUUAAGUUCUGCUUAUUUUGUUCAUGUUCAGCGUCUAAAGUACUGUAUUUCUCUGUCUUUAAUGAGGAGACCAGCGUUGCCCCUAAUUUCAAACCUCCUAAAUGUUUUGAAAAUUAUUUAUUAUUAUUAAUUUGUCUUAAAUUAUUUUUUCAUUUCCCAUAAAAUGCAUUUACCCGAAAAUGCAUUUGUCCUGUCAUUUCCCCGUAAAGUACUUAAUAAAUAAUUCUAUGCGAUUUUCAGGAAAGUACAAAUCUAUAUGAAACUGAAGCAGACUUUAAAAAAGCAACGCAGGUGCUCAUGGCUGUGUCUUUGCCAGUGGCGGCGUUUCAAAGUGUGUCCAAUGAAGAAUUUUUUUUUAUUAUUAUUAAUAUUGUCUAGUUCUUUUAAGUCAGUUUAUAUAAUUAUUAUUUGAAAUAUGAUUAUUUUGUAUGAUUAAGGGGGUAAAUAGAAGCACUUUUAAGUAAAAUUUAUUAAUUAUUUCUCUUAUGCUAAAGACAAAUAAAAAUAAAUUAACCAAGCUUCAUCAAUUUUCUAACAUUUCAACUCACUGUCGUUU
Neocloeon triangulifer is the source of this 2685-nucleotide messenger RNA. RefSeq lists its product as uncharacterized. The record is from RefSeq and is a predicted model, not a curated record. The transcript has 4 exons. The coding region runs from base 378 to 1718 and encodes 446 amino acids. NCBI's taxonomy places the organism in Eukaryota, Metazoa, Arthropoda, Insecta, Ephemeroptera, Baetidae.